AUGAGUGAGUCAAACGAUACCGAACCGAACCCAGCAGAAAAACGUCCCCACGAAGAUGAAAACGACUCCGAAUCAGAUUUGGUGGGACCCUCCUUAUCCGAAGCAGCCGAGCCUAAAAAACGUAAAGUCUUACCUUUCGAACGUCUCUAUUUGGACAACUUACCCAGCGCAGAGUCCUACGAAAAAAGCUACAUGCACAGAGAUAUUGUAACCCACACUGUCGUGACCCCUACAGAUUUUGUAGUCACAGCAAGCUGCGAUGGUCACAUAAAGUUUUGGAAAAAGCAAGAUACUGGUAUAGAGUUUGUGAAACAUUUCAGAAGCCAUUUGGGGCCCAUUACUAAAAUAGCCACCAACAUUGCAGGUAGUUUACUUUGUUCAGCAAGCUUGGAUAAAUCAUUGAAAAUUUUUGAUGUUGUUAACUUUGAUAUGAUCAAUAUGAUGAAACUGGAUUAUACACCAAACUCAGUGGAGUGGAUUCAUGGGAGUGGAGACGCCAUACAUACUUUAGCGGUAACUGAUCAAGACAGCAAUAAAAUUUAUGUUUACGAUGGCAGAGGCACUAGUGCACCAUUAAAUGUUUUAGAAAAAAUCCACUUCAAACCUGUAACCUUGAUAAGUUAUAAUCCUAAAUAUGAUGUAUCAGUGUCUGUGGAUAAAUCAGGCAUUCUAGAAUAUUGGUCAGGAAUCAAGCAGGACUUUUUAUUCCCCAAAAAUGUUCAAUUCGAUUCAAAACUGGACACUGAUUUGUUUGAAUUUGCCAAAAAUAAAACUCACCCAACUUCAUUGGCAUUUUCAAGUGAUGGUAAAAAGUUUGCAACAAUUUCUACUGAUAGACGGGUGAGGGUGUUUAGUUUUUUAACUGGAAAACUUACACGGGUUUAUGAUGAAACUCUACCCAGAUUCACAGAGCUCCAACAAAAAACCCAACAGCUACCAAAUAUGGAAUUUGGUAGAAGAAUGGCUGUUGAGAGGGAUUUGGAAAGAUCUGAAUCUUUUCAUUUAGCCAAUGUUUGUUUCGAUCAAAGUGGAAACUUUAUCAUGUAUGCCACCCUUUUAGGUAUAAAACUGAUAAAUUUAUACACAAAUAAACUUGUGAGGAUUAUUGGCAAAAACGAAAAUUUAAGAAUGCUGAAUAUUGCCUUAUAUCAAGGCUCUGGCAAGAGAUCCAAGGCCGCUGUCACAUUGGAAAUGGAAGCAUCAAAUAAUCCAACUUUAGACUCAAUACAACCGGAUCCAACUUUAGUUUGUACUGCCUAUAAAAAGCCCCGAUUUUAUUUAUUCAACCAAAGAGAACCUGAUGAAUUACAAACCAGCCAAGAUAGGGACAUUUUCAAUGAAAAACCCUCCAAAGAAGACAUGAUGUCAUCUACAGAAACACCCACCAUACAAAGACUAUACGAAAACGCAAUAAUUCAUACAGUUUUUGGAGACGUCCAUAUAAAAUUGUUCAUGAAAGAUUGUCCCAAAACUGUAGAAAACUUCUGUGUCCACAGUAAAAACGGAUAUUUCAAUGGACACAUUUUCCACAGAGUCAUCAAAGGCUUCAUGAUCCAGACAGGAGAUCCUACAGGAAACGGCACUGGAGGUGAAAGUAUAUGGGGUGGAGAAUUUGAAGAUGAAAUUAGGCCUCAUUUAAGACAUGACAGGCCUUACACAGUUUCAAUGGCUAAUGCUGGCCCCAAUAGUAAUGGAAGUCAGUUUUUCAUUACUUUAACCCCUACACCUUGGCUGGAUAAUAAGCAUACUAUAUUUGGAAGGGUAACAAAGGGAAUGGAAGUUAUUCAAAAUAUUAGUAAUGUCAAAACCAAUCAGAAGACUGAUAAACCAUAUGAUGAAAUUAGGAUAAUUUCUAUAUCUGUAAAAUGA
Molecule: messenger RNA, 1869 nt
Organism: Ceutorhynchus assimilis (cabbage seed weevil)
Lineage: Eukaryota; Metazoa; Arthropoda; Insecta; Coleoptera; Curculionidae
Source: the annotation of a GenBank genome assembly